Molecule: messenger RNA, 1034 nt
Organism: Owenia fusiformis
Lineage: Eukaryota; Metazoa; Annelida; Polychaeta; Sabellida; Oweniidae
Source: the annotation of a GenBank genome assembly
GUGGUGGAAGUGCAGGAGCUCAGUCUGUAGGUUUCCUAAUAAUGUCACCUUUGGCCAAGGGCCUGUUUAAGAGAGCCAUCUCCCAGAGUGGGACUGUCACAUACCCCAAAGACGCUUACACUUACCAGGAGAUAACAAGAAUCAUUGAUAGAAAAUUGAAAAAAUUAGGAUUUAAAGGUACAUCUAGCCAAGACAAGCUUGAUUUUCUUAGUAGGAUGACAGCCUCUGAAAUCUUGACGAAAAUACCUUUGCUCUAUGGACCACCAGUAAUAGAUGGCGUGUUCCUCCCUGACUACCCUUAUAAUCUCUACAAACAAGGCAAAUACAAUAAAGUGGACUACCUUUUAGGGUUUAACAGCCAUGAGGGGCUUCUAGCUUCACAUAUGAUCUUUAAUCAGAUAGAAUCAACCAUUCACCUCAACAAUGUUAGCGCAUUUAGAGGAUUACUUAGACGCAUAGUGGGGCAUAAUUUCCGAUACAAUCAUGACACUAUUACUGAUGCCAUCAUGGACGAAUAUACAGCAGAUCAUGAUAUCACUAAUGUUCAAAGAACAGAACAACUAAUGUGUGAUAUAUAUGGAGAUAUGGUGAUAAUAGCACCCACGGUGGAGCUUCUUACAUGUACAAAUUUGAUCACAGGCCUAGUUAUUCCAAGGCACCAGAAUGGGCAACAGCAGACCAUACAGAUGAGCUUAUGCUUGUAUUUGGUAAGCCUCACCAAACUGACCUCACCCACUACUUCACUGAAGAAGAGGCAGAGAUAAGCCGCAUGCUCAUGUCAUAUUGGAGCAGCUUUGCAAAAACAGGGGAUCCCAACACACUAGGAUUUCCUUCAUGGCCACAAUUUAAUGAGAAAUACGGGGAAUACUUGGCAAUCAGUGGAAAACCAACAACUCACUCUAAUUACUGUCAAAGUAGAAUGCAAUUUUGGACUGAAACAGUAAGAAAAUUAGACCAGCGCAUGGCCUCACAUCUGUAGAAAAUUAAAUUCUUAGGAAACUAUUGAAUUAAAUUCAGUAGUACUAUACAGUACA